AUGGUCGUUCAUUACGGAAAUGGAGCAAUUAAAAACAAACAAAAAACAUUUAUACUCAAGCCUUAGGGUUUAAAAAUGAAAGCGAUGGUAGGGGGUUGUUGUGUAUGCUCUGACGAGCGUGGAUGGGCCGAAAAUCCUCUUGUUUAUUGUGAUGGACAUGGUUGCAACGUAGCCGUUCACCAAGCUUGUUAUGGAAUUGUUCAAGUACCCAAUGGACCAUGGUAUUGUAGGAAAUGUGAAAGUCAAGAGAGACAAGCUAGAGUGAAAUGUGAACUUUGUCCCCAAAAAGAUGGUGCCUUGAAACGAACUGACACUGGAGGCUGGUGUCAUGUUGUUUGUGCUUUGUUCAUUCCCGAGGCUUGGUUUUCUAAUGUGCAGACCAUGGAGCCGAUCGUACUCAAAAAUGUUCCAGGAGAUCGCUUUAAUAAGAUUUGCUAUAUAUGUGAGGAGCAUGGGCGUGAGACGAGAGCCACGAGUGGAUCUUGUAUGACGUGUAACAAGAACGGAUGUAAACAGAACUUUCAUGUCACUUGUGCGCAAAGUCAAGGUUUACUCUGUGAAGAGGCGGGUAACUAUGGCGACAAUGUGAAAUACUGUGGCUACUGUGUGUAUCACUAUAAGAAGUUGAAUGUGAGGAUGAAGAAUUCCGAUGUUAUGGAUCCCGCGUUUUGUGGUAGGAAUAAUCUUGGCUCGUGUGGGAGUCAGCCUGACAAGCCCCGCCCACAGAUGACCUCUCCCCAGUCGACCCUGAAUACCACUGCUAACUCAGACUCCUCCCUCAAGUCUCCCGACUUCGUUGGUUUCACAGAAGCCGACAUUAAAAACCAUGUGACAAACGGCUCAAUGAUGGAAAUCAAAUUCGAUCCUGGGUUGAUGACAACGUCAGUGUCAGUUGUAUCAACAACAGCUACUUCGUCAACGUUAUCCAGCAUGUCGAUUGCUGAUCAGAAGUUAAUCUACGAUGCACGGUUCAAAGUUUCGGAGGCGAGUUCGGGAAUGUUUUCUUCGUUUGAGAAAUCUGCGAGUCCGCAGACGAGUGCUAGCGAACGGUCGAGUCCUGCCCAUGAGGAGACGGCGGUGUUCCCUGCUUCUUUCGACAAGUUUGUCACUAAUGGACCAACGACGUCGAUGGAAGAUGCUGCAACGUCAACCAAUAAAACUAGUGACCAGGAACUGUAUGGCCCCAAGAGACAGAGAUCGAGAUCUCAAGAGACGGUGGAGAAGAAGAAGGCGAAGCGAGGUAAACAGAUGCAGGCGUCUGUAGGGAAGAUGAAAUCCAGCAAGGAGGGCUCGGGGAAAACAGUUCUCACGCUCGGGGCCAAGAAACACUCACAGAAGAGGAAGAACGGAACGUCGGGAAAUUCAGUACAACCGCCGGGUUUGAGUAGUACCAGUGUGUUCGGAGGUUCCCCAUAUUUCCAGAGUCUGACUGCUCCUGGGCCAGUCUCACUUUCCACUCAGGGUUCGACGAUGACGGCGUCAUCACGGCUAGUGACGUGUGCUGGUGACGCGAGUAGCACCGCAGACUCGCUCGAUAUGGUGAACGGUAUCACGGGCUUCGUGAGUCCACCAAAGAUCUUUCCGUCUCAACAGAAGUCACCUGAUCCUUCAGGGUUUCCACAAUCCAUGGAGCAGCUGUUGGAGAGGCAAUGGGAGCAGGGAUCACAAUUUCUCAUGGAGCAGGGCCAACAUUUUGACAUUGCGUCGCUGCUGAACUGUCUGAACCAGCUAAAGUGUGAGAACCAGAAGUUGGAGGAGUACGUGAAGAACCUGACUGAUCGCCGCGACCACCUGCUGACGGUGAACGCCCGACUCUCACUUCCCUUCUCCAAUAUGAACACCAUCUCUGCAUCCCUGCCAGACUCCACAGAACACAAGGACUCUGGGUGCCCUAGUUUAAGUCCAGCAAAUCCCGACAGUGUUGCCAGCUCAGCAGAAUCUGAAUCUCCGAGUGUGGACACAAAUUCCAAAAUGUUAACCGAUGGACCACUGCACACAGUCUCCGACACAGCCAGUUUAAUUCGGGACCCCCAGUCUCAAGUGCUGUAUUCCAGUGUUCCAUCUUCGAACUCGCCAUCAUCUUUGUCAUCUUUGUCAUCGAAUCCCCCGUUCACCUCCCAAACUCACACCAGCAGUGUUAGUGCUAUCAGAGACUUACAGACCAAGGACAAGACGUGAUA
Messenger RNA from Gigantopelta aegis, 2180 nucleotides. RefSeq names its product protein AF-17-like. Gene Ontology annotation, molecular function: histone binding; nucleosome binding. Lineage: Eukaryota; Metazoa; Mollusca; Gastropoda; Neomphalida; Peltospiridae. Gene Ontology annotation, biological process: regulation of transcription by RNA polymerase II. The record is from RefSeq and is a predicted model, not a curated record. Bases 76 to 2178 code for a protein of 700 amino acids. Gene Ontology annotation, cellular component: nucleus. The transcript is spliced from 15 exons.